AUGGACGCUUCUCGAGGCCAGCUGCCUGCGGGCCUGAAGGGAAAAUGCCCAUACACCGUGUUAGGACUGUGCUCUGAAGAAGGGCAGCCGCUGAGUGUGCAGGAAGCAGCUGCAGAUGAAGCUUCUGUUGCAGCACGGGAGGCGCUGACCUCCAAGGCCAUCGGUACAGCAUACAGACGUGCUGCUCUGAAAGCACACCCCGACAAAAAUAAGGGGAGAGAAACGGAGGCUGCUGCUGCUUUCUUAGUAGUGAACUUAGCCUUUGCUUUUCUCUCGAAUGCUGAGCAGCGCUCGGCCUACCACAAGCACCUCCGAACACUGCUGGCUCUGCGGGAGCGGCGGCAGGAGCAGCAGCAGCGCUUGACCGAGAGGGACAAGGAGAAGCAAAAGUAUAAGGCAGAAUUAGACAGAAGAGAAGCAGAAGAACGUCAUAAGACACCAAAAACAGACCCUGCGGAGGCCGAGCUGCAGAGGAUUAGGGAACAAAAUGCUGCCUUCAUCAAGGAGCAAACAGAACUGAGACAAAGGCGCAGACAUGAGAUCUUCCGGGAACAUUCGGCCCAGCUUCUGCAGCAGCAGCAGACGCAGAAAGCCCCAUAUGUGGAUGCAACGCAUGCAACUGAUGCAUCCAGCAGCGCUGAGACGGAGACGGAGGAGACCCUUGAGGACAUCUUACCCAGGUCCGUAGUGCUGCACUGGAGCGGUGCUGCCACAACCCAGAAGACGGAAGCAGCAGCAGCAGCAGCAAACGGAUACAAGGAGGAGCACCAGACCUGUGCAGAAGGAGCUUCUGCAGAAGCAGAGGCAGCUCCGACAGCAGCACACACAAUUGGUGUUGCAGCAGCAGCUGCUGCUGAUGGCCCUACUCCAGCUUCUUUAUGCUCACAACUAUGGAAACAUGGGGCUGUUGAUUUAUGUCUCUUCUCCAGGAAGAAAGGAAUUGCAUGCAUCUCCUUCUCCUCUCGAGAGAGGGCUAUAGAGGCGGCAUUAAUGCUGCAGAGACAUCGCAAGAACAGCAAUAAUAACGACAAGGUGUCCUCUGUAAAACUGGCAAACAAGGUUAAAGGAUUUGAACAGCUGCUUCUUAGAGUUAGGGCUGCUGCUGCUGUAUCGGAGCAGCAGCAGGGGGAAGUAGAUGAUGACAUGAAGGAGGCUGCAGAAUUGGCUGCGGAGACCGAAGAGGCAGCUGGCGCAUUCGCUUCUGCCGUAGCAUCAGCAGCUGCUGCUGCUACAUCACCACACGAGCCAACUGCCGCACCUUCGCCGGUUGAACAGCAGACAGUCAAUGGCAGCAGCGGCAGCCCCAGCAGCAGCAAUAGCUCAUACAGUAGCAAUAGCAGCAGCAGAAUGUCUUUGAGUGUUGCAGAGGCGAACAGUGCUGCAGCAGCCUUUGGCUUGGGGGUGGCAGCAGCAUCGAGGCAGCCAAUUAGCGGUGCUGCUGCGUGUAUAUUGGAAUAUGUGAAGAGCUGCAGCAGCAGGGGUCUGCAGGAGGUGCAGCAGCAACAAGCAGAAGCAGAAAGAGAUAAGGGAUGGGAGUGGGUAGGAGGCGCCAAAGCCGCCGCCAGCAUGACAAUGCAGGAGCUUGAAGAUGCUGCCUUUGGCGAACUGCAACGCAAGAAACAGCAGCUGCACCAGCAGUAA
Molecule: messenger RNA, 1641 nt
Organism: Eimeria maxima
Lineage: Eukaryota; Apicomplexa; Conoidasida; Eucoccidiorida; Eimeriidae
Product: DnaJ domain-containing protein, putative
Exons: 1
Coding region: 1-1641 (546 amino acids)
Biological process (GO): spliceosomal complex disassembly
Cellular component (GO): spliceosomal complex
Source: RefSeq, a predicted model, not a curated record